Messenger RNA from Ogataea angusta, 2493 nucleotides. RefSeq lists its product as uncharacterized. The coding region runs from base 1 to 2493 and encodes 830 amino acids. The transcript has a single exon. Gene Ontology annotation, molecular function: ATP-dependent DNA damage sensor activity; ATP binding; ATP hydrolysis activity. NCBI's taxonomy places the organism in Eukaryota, Fungi, Ascomycota, Pichiomycetes, Pichiales, Pichiaceae. The record is from RefSeq and is a predicted model, not a curated record. Gene Ontology annotation, cellular component: MutLalpha complex. Gene Ontology annotation, biological process: mismatch repair.
AUGACCCUAACACAAAUUGGGACGGCCGACGUGCACAAUAUCACCUCCGGGCAGGUGAUUAUUGAUGUUUCUACGGCCUCUAAGGAACUGCUGGAAAACUCGCUGGAUGCUGGGGCAACUCAGGUCACCAUCACAUUUAAAAACCACGGGAUCGACUCUAUAGAGGUGAGCGACAACGGUACAGGAAUCGACGAGGAGGAUUUCGAUAGUCUUUGCAUGAAACACUACACCUCAAAGCUGCGUACGUUUGAGGACGUCGCGAAUUUGCGGACCUUGGGGUUUCGGGGAGAAGCACUGAGCUCGCUCUGUGCGGUAGCUACAGUGGACAUAACAACGUCAACCAAGACCAUGCAGCCUAGGGCUUACAAACUAGAAUACGACCAGCGUGGUAAUCUUAAAAGCAAGCAGACAGCGAGUCGAAGUUGCGGCACAACUGUGCUCAUCAGUGAUAUUUUCAGAAACUUGCCUGUGCGAAAAACGGACUUGAUCAAGAAUGGUAGACGAGAGUUUCAAAAGGCUGUGACUCUGCUGCAAUCGUAUGCGCUUAUCAAGGUUGGGCUCCGUCUCGUUGUCCAGCACGUUGACUCGCGUGGCAGGAAGACCAUUAUGCUUGCCACAAGCGGUUCCAAGCAGCUUCGCAGCAACGUGCUGAGUGUUUUCGGGGCCAAUGGUAUGGCAGGGCUAGAGCCAAUAGAUUUUCAGUUGAAUAUUUCUGCACGAUUUAGAUUGAAGGCUUGUGAUAUGUCGCUGAGUGUGCGUGGCUUUUUAUCCAACUGUUCGUUUGGCAAGGGACGUUCCGCUACUGAUAGACAAUUUUGGUAUGUGAACGGCAGGCCAGUGAAAUUGCAGCAGUUUUCCAAAGCUAUCACCGAUGUCUACAAAACUUUCAACCAUCUACAAUGUCCGGUAAUCCUGCUGAAUCUUGAGCUGGACCCACAAUUUAUCGAUGUGAACGUCACGCCAGACAAAAGAACGAUUUUCUUGCACAACGAGGCCGUCAUCAUUGAAGCUCUUAAAGAACGCGUUGCAGAAAUCUUCUCUGGCCAGGAUAUCAGCAUUCCGAAGAGUCAGUUGACAGUGGAGAGAAGCAGGGACAGCAGGCUUGCUAAGCAGGAAGUUGAGGAGGUGAACGAGCGUGAUUCUGGCCGCGAUCUCGACACGGAGCAAGAUGAUGGACCGGAAGAACAGGAAGAACAGGAAGAAGAGCCUGGCUAUGAGAAGGACCAUGAUCAAGACCGUGUUGAUAUCUGUCACGUGGACAAUAACAGAGCACAAGAGUUAGUGGGCCCCCCUUCAUCUAAAAGUGUCACGCCUGUCGCAGCUGAGACGGUGCAUGCGUCUGAAGGCGCAGACGAGGCUGACCCUGCUGAUAUCGACGAUACCCUAGAGUCUACCUCAAGAUUUCCGACUCGAACGCAAAUGCAGAGCACGCUCACUACGCUAUUUGAUAAGAGUGUAGAUGCCGAUAAAUCAGCUCCUGACUCAGAGCCUGACACGACGGAAUUCUCCAGGGUCGACGACCAGAUCUUGUCCUCCGAAAUCAAUGAGUCAAAUGAAGUCAGCUUUGAACAUAGCCCUGGUGUCCAGCCAGAAACCACCUCGCCAUUGCGGAUGAAAUUGCGCGACAAAUACAUUGAGACAUAUCCCACAGGACAACUAAAGCUGAGUUUUGAGCCCAAAUCAGAAAAGCGGACAGCGGGCGCAACGCUGACCCGAGCGCAAAGCUCGUUGCAUGACAUUGAAUUGCCAAUUGAGGCAAGUCCUGGUAGUUUCAAAAUGAAGAAACCCAAACUUGAAAGAAAUGCAGGCACCCGGGCUGCCGUCGAUGAUAUCACUGACGAGUCAGACGCAGAACGCAAGCUCAUGCUUUCUGUGUCCAAGAAGGAUUUCUUGGAAAUGCAGGUAAUUGGCCAGUUCAAUCUGGGCUUUAUUUUGGUGACCAAACAGGAUAAUUCUGGAACACAUCUAUUCAUCAUCGAUCAGCAUGCGUCUGACGAGAAAUAUAAUUUUGAGCGCUACCAAACGGAAACCGUGUUUAGCAACCAGCCGCUCGUGAUUCCACAGCAACUGCAUCUCAACGUUAUUGACGAGCUUGUCAUAAUGAACAACCUGGAAGUUUUUGAGAAAAACGGGUUUGGGCUACGUGUGGACGAAGACGCCCAGCCUGGCGAGCGUCUCAGUCUCACUUCACUGCCGUAUUCAAAAGACACUAUAUUUGGCCUGUCCGAUCUGGACGAGCUUGUACAUCUCGUCAAGGAACACCAUGGCAAGGGGGUACUGCGUCCUUCCAAAGUCCGUGCUAUGCUUGCUAUGCGGGCCUGUAGGACAAGCAUAAUGAUCGGCAAACCACUGAACCAUAGAACAAUGACCAGCGUCGUGCGCAACCUGGCGACUCUCGACAAGCCCUGGAACUGUCCACACGGCAGGCCAACUAUGCGUCAUCUGAUUGAACUGAAGAAUUGGGCUACUUUCAGCAAAGAUUAUGAAACAUAG